CUUUCGUGGCCAAAAGUUAGCUAUUUCGGAAUUAUACGUACGUUAUCACUCUGGAUAUUAGUAGAACCAAAUAUGGCUGCGCCCAUGAAUUUCAAUAACUUUUAAAGUUUGUUUACCAUUUUUUGCCACAGAAUUUACUUUAAAUAGAUAUGGCUGAUGCCUACACCUUUGUCAAGGGCGGCAAGCUAAAAUUAAAGGGCCACAAGGAGAAAAAACACAAGAAGCAUAAAAAGAAGAGAAAGCAUGAUGAGAUGGAAGACGUCUCAAAGACCUCAGGGGGUGCUUCCAGUACUGACCCAGACAUGGUCGCUCACGGUGGUUGGUGGGUAGCCAGGAAUUUUGAAGAUAUAACUGGGAAUGUUGCAAUAGAGAUCGGUGAUAGUCGGUACGUGUCUGCAGUUGAUAAUGGAACAUUUAUACUUGGACCAGCAAGAGAUCAAGGUGAUGGACCAGAAGCAGAGGAAAUUCUGACAGCUGUACAAGUGUCAGACACAAAGCUAGCUCUCAAGUCUGGUUACGGGAAAUAUCUGACUGUGGAUCCUGAUGGUGAUGUCACAGGCAAGGCAGAGGCCAUCGGAGUGCGGGAACAAUGGGAACCAGUUUUUCAAGAGGGGAAGAUGGCUUUGAACGGAAGUAAUGGAAAAUUUUUGGCUGCAAACAGAGAUGAUGAAAUUGUCUGUCUUAGUUCUAAGGCUGGGGAACAGGAGAUGAUUAAGAUCAGAUUAAAUUUAUCCUUAGAAGUUGAUCCCAUGGCCAAUAUUCCAAAAGAAGAGAGAGGCAAAGUCAAGGAAGCAGAAAUUAAUUAUGUGAAAAAAUUCCAGAGUUUUCAAGACAGGAAGUUAAAAGUGAGUAAGGAGGAUGUGUCUUCUCUUAAAAAGGCUAAAAAAGACGGGAACUUUCACGAAACACUGCUCGACAGGAGAGAAAAAAUGAAGGCUGAUCGUUAUUGUAAAUAAUUCCAGCAUGAAUGUUUGCUUCAAUGCAGAAAGUGUAUAAUUGCAUGCUCUCCAAAUUCAAUUUGGAUCAAAUUUAAACAACUUACAU
Messenger RNA from Saccostrea cuccullata (small rock oyster), 1044 nucleotides. Its product is annotated as protein FRG1-like. The transcript is spliced from 8 exons. The record is from RefSeq and is a predicted model, not a curated record. Gene Ontology annotation, cellular component: striated muscle dense body; catalytic step 2 spliceosome; nucleolus. Bases 150 to 956 code for a protein of 268 amino acids. NCBI's taxonomy places the organism in Eukaryota, Metazoa, Mollusca, Bivalvia, Ostreida, Ostreidae. Gene Ontology annotation, molecular function: actin filament binding.